Labrus bergylta (ballan wrasse) is the source of this 5207-nucleotide messenger RNA. The record is from RefSeq and is a predicted model, not a curated record. Lineage: Eukaryota; Metazoa; Chordata; Actinopteri; Labriformes; Labridae.
UGUCAAAACGUUUUCAGCGAUAAGCUGUGGAGUUGACAAAAGCGACCUGUCUCAGUCGAAACAUUUUGGGCAUAGUUUAUUUUUUAUAUUGCCGAGGUGUGUCCACGCCGGGCGGACAGCGCUGAAGAGGAUUACCUUAACCGGCUGCGACCCUUACCCCCCCCCCGUACUGAGCCGAGGAUCUGGUCUCACCGCGGACUAGACGGCAGAGAGAAGAAAGUGGGACUUUAUUGUUCGAGGCUAGCUAGCUAGCUUUGCCAGACGGCUUGUUUUUUUUGUGUGUACAGCAGGCUAUAUGGCUGCGACCUACGAGCCGAUAUAUGGACUUUCUGAAGAUGAGAAUGAAACGAGAGUGCUGCGGGUUAAGGUCAUUGCAGGAAUUGAUUUGGCGAAGAAAGACAUCAUUGGAGCCAGCGAUCCCUACGUCAAACUGUCCCUCUAUGUUGCUGAUGAAAACAGAGAGCUUGCCUUAGUUCAAACAAAAACUAUUAAAAAGGUAGGUCGUAAGACCCUCAAUCCCAAAUGGAACGAGGAAUUCUACUUCAGAGUGUGUCCACUGAAUCACAGGCUACUCUUUGAGGUGUUUGAUGAAAACAGAUUGGCUUCUUCCAAGAAUGGCCUUUUCCAUCUGGCACAGACGAGAGAUGAUUUCCUGGGCCAGGUUGAUGUUCCGCUCAGCCAUUUGCCGACGGAGGACCCGGCUAUGGAGCGUCCCUACACGUUUAAAGACUUCCUCCUGCGGCCCCGAAGUCACAAGUCCCGGGUGAAAGGUUACCUGCGUCUGAAGAUGGCCUAUCUGCCCAAACAAGGAGGACCAGAGGAAGAGGCUGGAGACGUGAGGGAGGAGGCUGAGGGAUGGGAUGAGUCUGCAGACUCAGGCUCACAGCGACCCCAGCAGUUGUUGCCCCCGUUGCCCCCGGGCUGGGAGGAGAAGGUGGAUAACUUGGGACGCACCUACUACGUCAACCACAACAACCGCUAUACGCAGUGGAAACGGCCCUCCAACAUGGAUGUGAUUUCAGAGACUGAGAGUGACAAUCAACAGCGGCAGAUCCAUCAGGAAGCCCACCGUGUUUUCCGUUCAAGACGCCACAUCAGUGAAGACCUUGAGAACGAGCACAUUGAGCCCAGAGACCUGGACAAUUCCUGGGAGCUCAUCACAGAAGAAGAUCCUAACGAGUCUCUGCCUGGCACCUCCUCCAUGCUAACGCCACAACACCCACCGACACCUGCCCCCCAGGAGUUCUCGGAGGACUUAAAUCUGAGGCUGUCACUCACUCCAGAAACGAAUGGUGAAGUGGCAGGCCCCAGCACUGCUCUGACCCAGCUGUCAAACAGACUCCGAUCCUCGAGCAUGACGGAUGGUGUCAGUGAUCAGGCCCAGGCUCCUCCUCCUCUUAUGGCAGGCCUUGGUGUCUCAUUUACAUCCUCUCUGUUGGCAUGUAUCAGUGCUCAGGGUUCCCAGACCAGAAGAACAAGAGCUCAGACAGUCUCAGGUGGUGAGGAGUCAAUGUCUCCCUCGGGCACCCCUUACUCCUUGACCACCCCCGGCCUGCCUCCUGGAUGGGAAGAGAGGAAGGACGGCAAGGGAAGAACUUAUUUCGUCAACCAUAACAGCCGCACCACUACCUGGACUAGGCCGAUUGUGCAGCUGACUGAAGAUGGAGCCAGCACCUCAGCAGCAGCAGCAGCAUCAUCAUCGUCAGGAGGAGCCUCGGCCCUGACACCUGCAUCCACCCCCUCCACCUCCUCCAAUGCCUCCACCAACCACCUCCAUGAGCCCCAAGUCCGACGACCUCGUAGCCUCAGCUCCCCUACCGUCACCCUUUCCACCCCCUUGGAGGGAGCCAACAACAUCCAGGUGCGGAGGGCUGUAAAGGACACGGUGUCCAACCCGCAGUCCCCACAGCCAUCCCCUUACAGCUCCCCCAAGUCCCAGCAUAAGACCCAGCAGAGCUUCCUGCCCCCGGGCUGGGAGAUGAGGAUAGCCCCCAACGGAAGGCCUUUCUUCAUCGACCACAACAGCAGAAACACAACCUGGGAGGAUCCCAGGUUGAAAUAUCCCGUUCAUUUGAGGAAUAAGAACUCGAUGGAACCUGGGGAGCUCGGUCCUCUUCCUCCUGGAUGGGAAGAAAGAAUUCACUCAGACGGACGCACCUUCUACAUUGACCACAAUACAAAGAACACGCAGUGGGAGGACCCUCGUCUGCAGAGUCCAGCUAUCACAGGACCCGCCGUCCCUUACUCCAGAGAGUUCAAGCAGAAAUAUGACUACUUCAGGAAGAAAUUGAAGAAACCGGCUGACAUUCCCAACCGCUUCGAGAUGAAGUUACACAGAAACAACAUCUUUGAAGAGUCGUACCGUCGAAUCAUGUCCCUUAAAAGGCCGGAUGUUCUGAAGGCUCGGCUGUGGAUCGAGUUUGAGUCAGAGAAAGGUCUGGACUACGGCGGUGUGGCCAGAGAGUGGUUCUUCCUCUUAUCCAAGGAGAUGUUCAACCCUUACUACGGCCUGUUUGAAUACUCUGCCACGGACAACUACACUCUCCAAAUCAAUCCCAACUCCGGCCUGUGCAACGAGGACCAUCUCUAUUUCAAGUUCAUCGGGCGUGUGGCAGGGAUGGCCGUGUUUCAUGGAAAACUACUGGAUGGUUUUUUCAUCCGGCCGUUCUACAAGAUGAUGCUGGGGAAACAGAUUUCCCUGAAAGAUAUGGAGUCAGUGGACAGUGAAUACUACAACUCUCUAAAGUGGAUUCUGGAGAAUGAUCCCACAGAGCUGGACCUGAGGUUUUGUAUCGAUGAGGACAACUUUGGACAGACGUACCAGGUGGACCUGAAGCCCAGUGGCUCAGACAUGGUGGUCACCAAUGACAACAAAAAGGAAUACAUUGACCUCGUCAUCCAGUGGAGGUUUGUCAAUCGGGUCCAGAAGCAGAUGAACGCCUUCCUGGAGGGCUUCACAGAACUUAUUAUUGUAGAUCUGAUCAAGAUCUUUGAUGAAAAUGAACUGGAGCUGCUCAUGUGCGGUCUGGGUGACGUCGACGUGAACGACUGGAGACAACACACUGUUUACAAGAACGGAUACUGCCCUAACCACCCCGUUAUUCAGUGGUUCUGGAAGGUCGUCCUGUUGAUGGAUGCCGAAAAGAGGAUCCGACUCCUCCAGUUUGUAACGGGAACAUCACGUGUGCCCAUGAAUGGCUUUGCGGAGCUUUACGGUUCUAAUGGACCACAGCUGUUCACAAUCGAGCAGUGGGGAACACCGGAUAAGUUACCAAGAGCUCACACAUGUUUCAACCGCUUGGAUCUCCCCACUUAUGACUCAUUUGAGGACCUGAGAGAGAAACUCCUCAUGGCGGUGGAGAACGCGCAGGGCUUUGAGGGAGUCGACUAAAGAAGCAACCUUCGACUGCAUCCAACCAACAAACAAUAAAAAAACAAAAAACAAAGCUACAGGGAUGUCAAACCAGCUGCUGUAGUGGCAGUUCUGUGCGAGCAUGUUGUAUUGUAAUGCCUGAACGUGAGCCACCUCCACAACACGGUGGUUUCGAGACUGUACAGCGAUUUGUCGAGACAACUUGCCUACGUCUUUAUAUCUUUUCAGUGCGGGUAGCUCGCUUCUUAAAGGUGCUGGGGAAAAAACAGGCAGUGCCCCCCCCCCCCCCCCCCGCUGAAUGCUGAAAUCUAUUAUGUACAGGCAUGAGCGAUGAAUGAGCUGGCCCCCCCACCUGAUCCGCCGUUUCUUUCCCCUCGUCCUGUGAAAAUCUACAGUGCUGGAAAACACUCAUGCAUUUCAAUAGCUCCUUUAUGUAACACAGUAUUCUGCACCCUUCACUGCAGGGGUCUUAGCAUGGCCUUAAUCUGGCUCCUACAUGCACUAUUUCUCUUAAGAAACUGCAAUGGCACUAUGAUCACAACUCUCUCUCUCUCUCAAAUCCUUAGACCAACACCAGAUUACCUUAGGAAUGCUAGCCAAUCACAUUUCAGGAAAUCGGCCACACCCCUCCGUAGAGCCUGUUGUGUGAUCAGAAACCGCCACUGCAGCCUUUUUGUAGAGUAAUGAUUUUGUUAUUUUAGCCGCUGGUAAAGAAUUCAAAAACGUGGGAUGAAACGAUCCCCGAAACUGAUUUUUUAUAGUUUUUGUCAUUAUGGAAGAGAUUUUGUUUUUUCGUUGUUUUUUAAUCAUUGGUAUAAUUCUCGCAGGAAAAUACUCUAAACGUAUUUGUACUGAUGAACAAUGUUGUUUACUAUUUUGACAAUUCUAUAUGACAUGGUGUGUGAAGUGUAAAUCUGGCUAGUCUGCAAAUAAUCCAUAUCAUUUGUUAUGGUGAUAGCAAAUGUGUUGAAUAAAAUGGUUUUUAUUGUAGUGCUAUGAAAGCAGCAUGAAACUGUAUCUUGUGUUUGCUUUGACUACAUACUGUAGUUGUAAUUUAGACGUGUAAUAUGUCUCAAGGUUGAGAAAGGGAAAACUAAACUAAACCCCACGCUAGUUUCUCUGAGAUGUUUGCGUCAUGAUUAUAUGAAUAUUCUCAUGCCUGUUGCUGUUUAUAAUGCUGUAAAUUGUUCUUGGGAAAAAAAUAACACAUUUUAAGUUCUUUCAUGAUAUAUAAAUAUAUGUAUGAACUACAUUUAACAGAACUAUUACUGAUCAACGUCACUAAAAUGAAGCUGUGUGCGCGUGCGGGUGUUUGAGAGAAAAGCUGUGAUUGCCACUGAAUAUAAAGCAGCAUGUUUCUUACAGAGCAAAACUUUGUUUUUAAAAUGUUUUUGUUUCUCUCCUUUUUCUAACACCAUUGAACCUAAAGGGCACUUUAUAGAUCACUCUGAGGUCAUGUCUCCUAUUGUAUGUGUUUUGUCAUUAACUUGAAUGUGAUUCUUUCUUUUUUCCAUUCGGAGCACUUACCUGGUGCAAUAUAAAUAGUCUGUAAAUCUGGGCUGCUGCUAAGGUAGAAAAAGUUAACAGAUGUGAAGCAUGGUCUUUACAUCCUUUGGUAUCCUUUUAUUCCUUCUCUUUUUCUUGACCAUUUCCUCUUAGCUUCCCUCUGUGAUUCUCCCUUUUCAAAACUGGUUCAGUCCUUGUUUUUUUUAGAGGGGUUUUGUUAUUUUAUCGAAUCAUGGGAAAAUAUCACUUUUGUUAAACGUUUCCACCACUCUCUGCAACUCCUUGUGGUUCAUUUAACUUCAGUCAAAUAAAAAUGAAACUUCUCAGA